Molecule: messenger RNA, 966 nt
Organism: Daucus carota subsp. sativus
Lineage: Eukaryota; Viridiplantae; Streptophyta; Magnoliopsida; Apiales; Apiaceae
Product: probable NAD(P)H dehydrogenase subunit CRR3, chloroplastic
Exons: 3
Coding region: 173-700 (175 amino acids)
Biological process (GO): photosynthetic electron transport in photosystem I
Cellular component (GO): NAD(P)H dehydrogenase complex (plastoquinone); chloroplast thylakoid membrane
Source: RefSeq, a predicted model, not a curated record
AUACAGUUGGUACGAAAUGUGUAAGCUUAUCUUAUCCCAGAGAGCAAAAUAAGGUCUCUUUGUGAUUCAGAUAUUUUCUUGGCGCAAAAAUACAGUUGAAAAACAGUUACAGGUACUUAACAGAAACUAAUGAAGCAGCAUUAGCUGCUUAUCUUUCUGUUGUAGGAAGAAGAUGAAGAUGUUCAGCAGCAUUAGCUGUAUCAGUGUCCCCAUAACCUUCCCUGUCGCGAAAUCUCCAGUUCUCUGCUCCCUCCCUGACAACAAUAGUAGCAACAGCAGCAGUGAGGACUCUUCUUCUCCUGCUGGUUCGAUACGUAGAACACGAAAGGCUAGGAUACCAACCUCAUCCUCACAACCACUGCAGAAAAAGCCUUCUGUGGCUGAAAUCGAACGAGCCAUUGGUGCAGGUGUUUUCAGAGACAGAGACACUGAUGGUGAUAUGGAACAGAAAACACUGUUUGAUACAAUUUUGUCGAAUUCAAUUGGUGAGAGUGAAAGUUCCGUGGAGAAGAAGCUCCGCGAGACUGGAGAGUGGAUUCUUGAGAAAACUGAAGGCCCAUCCUCUCGCUCUGCUGGGAAAAACAUUCUGAAGACCGUAUUCCUAUUGAUUCUACCAGUGUGGAUCAUCUCCUUCCUAGUAGCUGCAGGUUUCGUAAAACUCCCCUUCGCCACUCCAAUUCUUGAUGACUGGAUUCUGUAGUACAAGAAAUGCAUCAGAAUUCAUGCAACUACUCUGAAAUAAUCAACAUUCCCCUCCAAGUCCAUCAAAUCACAGGAAUGAUGAAAUGCUUAGCUGCAGCACCUCUAAGGCGCUAUCUCGGUCCAAUUUGUAUCAUUAUUUGCAAUACCAGAAGAUUAUUUCUCGAAAUUCUGGUUUGUUCUUCAGUAUCUUAGUUUCGAAGAUCAUAUAUACAUGAACCGGUCAAUAAAAAUUCUGCGUCCGCCACUGAGUAACAGGAUCGUGUU